AGCAGAACAUGUGUCAGGCCGCGCAUGCGCACUUCUCCAACACGUGUGCCGCGCACAGAACUUCUGCAAGAGAAAGUUUGAGUGUGUCUGGGCAGAGCAGAACCGGGUCGCGUCAGGACGAUGCCGCCGACGGUUUAUCAGAGUUCCGCCGCCGGAAGAGCGCCGUCUCUCCGGGAUGAGCUGACAGGGCUCCUGCAGCAGAGGAUUCUGGUUCUGGACGGUGGAAUGGGAACGAUGAUCCAGCAGAGGAACCUGGAGGAGGAGGAUUUCAGAGGUCAAGAGUUCAAGGAUCAUCCCAAGAGUCUGAAGGGCAACAAUGACAUCCUGAGCAUCACCCAGCCGCACGUCGUCUACAGCAUCCACAGGGAGUAUCUGGAGGCCGGAGCCGACAUCAUCGAGACCAACACCUUCAGCAGCACCAGCAUCGCUCAGGCUGACUACGGCAUGGAGGACCUGGCGUAUCAGCUGAAUAAAGCGUCUGCAGAACUGGCCCGGAGAGCUGCGGAUGAUGUCUCUGCACAGACAGGUUGUAAGCGGUUUGUAGCAGGAGCCGUGGGUCCCACCAAUAAAACGCUGUCAGUGUCUCCAUCGGUGGAGAGACCCGACUACAGGAACAUCACAUUUGACGAGCUGGCGGAGGCGUAUGCGGAGCAGGUGAAGGGUCUGCUGGACGGAGGCGCUGAUGUUCUGCUGGUGGAAACCAUCUUUGAUACAGCGAACGCAAAGGCGGCGUUAUUUGCCAUUGACAGGCUGUUUGAGGAGUGUUACGAACCUCGACCCGUGUUUAUCUCUGGCACUAUCGUGGAUAAGAGCGGCCGCACUCUCUCGGGUCAGACGGGCGAAGCGUUUGUCAUCAGCCUGUCUCACGCUCAGCCGCUGUGUAUUGGUCUGAACUGUGCUCUGGGAGCGAAUGAAAUGCGCCCGUUCAUUGAAGCGAUAGGAAAGAGCACGGGAGCGUUUGUCAUCUGUUAUCCAAACGCAGGGCUUCCCAACACAUUCGGAGGCUACGAUGAAACCCCUGACGUCACAGCGUCUCAUAUGAAGGAGUUUGCGGUGGAUGGUUUGGUGAAUAUUGUCGGUGGCUGCUGCGGAACGACACCUGAUCACAUCCGGGCGAUUGCUGAAAGCGUGCGUCACGUCAAACCCCGAGUUCCUCCUACAGACGUGUACGGUGAUUAUAUGCUGCUGUCAGGUCUAGAGCCGUUCAGGAUCGGCCCAUACACAAACUUUGUGAACAUCGGUGAGCGCUGUAAUGUCGCUGGAUCACGCAAGUUUGCCAAACUCAUCAUGGCUGGAAAUUAUGAGGCGACAGAGACGGAUCAGAAGGUGAAGAUCUGCUCUCGUGCGUAUCACCUGCUGAUCAGUCAGGCGGGCUUCAACCCCAACGACAUCAUCUUUGACCCCAACAUCCUGACCAUCGGCACCGGCAUGGAGGAGCACAGCAUGUACGCCGUCAACUUCAUCAGAGCCACGCAAAACAUCAAGGAGAGUCUGCCGGGCGCCAGGGUCAGCGGUGGUCUCUCCAACCUCUCGUUCUCCUUCAGAGGGAUGGAAGUCAUCAGAGAGGCCAUGCAUGGAGCCUUCCUCUACCACGCCAUCAAGGACGGCAUGGAUAUGGGAAUCGUGAACGCUGGUAAUCUGCCGGUGUAUGACGACAUCGAUAAAGAGCUGCUGCUGCUGUGUGAGAACAUCAUCUGGAACCGAGACCCAGAGGCCACGGAGAAGCUCCUGCUGUACGCACAGAAUCACACUAAAGGAGGGAAGAAAGUGAUUCAGACGGACGAGUGGAGGCUGGCCAGUGUGGAGGAGCGGCUGGAGUACGCACUCGUCAAGGGUAUAGAGAAGUAUGUGGUGGAGGACACGGAGGAGGCGCGCGCUCAGACCGACCGCUAUCCCCGACCCCUGCGCGUCAUCGAGGGCCCGCUCAUGAACGGCAUGAAGACCGUCGGAGAUCUGUUCGGAGCCGGGAAGAUGUUCCUACCUCAGGUGAUCAAAUCGGCCCGUGUGAUGAAGAAAGCUGUCGGUCAUCUGAUUCCCUUCAUGGAGAAGGAGCGGGAGCAGAUGAUGUCCGCCUCCGGCUGUACUGAGGAUGUGGACCCAUAUCAGGGGACGGUUCUGCUGGCCACAGUGAAGGGAGACGUUCAUGAUAUUGGAAAAAACAUCGUAGGUGUCGUGUUGGGAUGCAACAACUUCCGGGUCAUUGAUCUGGGAGUGAUGAUUCCUUGCGACAGGAUCCUGCGGGAGGCCAUUCACAACAAAGCAGACAUCAUCGGCCUGUCGGGUCUCAUCACGCCUUCACUGGACGAAAUGAUUCAUGUUGCCAAAGAAAUGGAGCGUCUGGGCUUGAAGACUCCUCUGCUGAUCGGUGGAGCCACAACGUCAAAGACUCACACUGCGGUGAAAAUCGCCCCGCGGUACAGCUCUCCCGUGGUUCACGUUCUCGACGCGUCCCGCAGUGUAGUAGUGUGCUCUCAGCUGCUGGAUGAAGGCAUCCGUGAGGAUUUCUUCGAGGAGAUCCGGGAGGAGUAUGAAGACAUCCGACAGGAUCACUACGACUCACUGAAGGACCGACGAUUCUUGUCUCUGAGUCGAGCUCGAGAGAAAGGCCUCCAUAUCGACUGGCUCUCUCAACCCAGACCAGUGCGGCCGCAGUUCUUGGGCACACGUGUGUUUGACACGUAUGACCUGCGUAAGCUGCUGGACUUCAUCGACUGGAAGCCGUUCUUUGACGUGUGGCAGCUGCGGGGGAAAUACCCCAACCGCGGAUACCCCAAAAUAUUCAAUGACAAAACCGUGGGAGGGGAAGCGCGGCGUGUGCAUGAUGAAGCUUUGAAGCUGCUGAACCGGUUGAUUGACAGCCGAGGACUGCAGGCCCGUGGACUUGUGGGAUUCUGGGCCGCUCAGAGUGACGGCGAUGACAUCCACCUGUACGCCGAUGAUGUCACGACACAAACCGCCACACCUGUCGCCACCUUCUACGGCCUCAGACAGCAGGCGGAGAAGGACUCCGCGAGCUCCGAGCCGUACCUGUGUCUGUCUGAUUUCGUGGCUCCUCGUGGCAGCGGCGUUCAGGAUUACGUGGGUCUGUUCACUGUGUCUGUGUUUGGAGCAGAAGAACUCAGUCAGAAGUUUCAGCAGCAGGGAGACGAUUACAGCAGCAUCAUGGUCAAAGCCCUGGCGGACCGACUCGCUGAGGUACACGCACUCUCUCUCACUCCGUCUCUCUGUGUUUGUCAUCAGGUGGAGGAUUACGCUCACAGGAAGCAGAUGGAGGUGUCGGAGGUGGAGCGCUGGUUGGGUCCGAUCCUGGGCUACGACACCGACUGAUGCUGAACCGCUCGGAUCAGGACGACACUGCAGAGAAAACUCAUUUUGUUUUGACGGUUUUGGCCCAGAUUAGGGAUUUUAAUAUCAAAGGGUCCAAAAAACACUUUUAUCUUUACACUACAGAGGUGCCACCUAGAGCGCUGCUUUUAAUUACAUUUCUAUUUUUAAUAAAACCGUGACAAGCACUUAUUUUAUUUUUAGGCCUGUAGGUUUUAUAAAUUGAUUUCUUAUGAGAUUUGAAGAAAAUAAUAGUACGAAAGACCAGCUGAAUUUACAGACUCCAGCAGAUCCUUUCAUUUCUCUUUGAUUGUGAUUUCAUCAUUUAAACUGAUCCGCUUUCAGUUCCUGAAGUCACUAGACGGUAAACACAGUAAAUUCAGUGACGUCUGUCAUUUAACUCUUCCUGUAGGUUUGACGGUUUAAAUUGACAUAAAUGAGGUCCAAAAGAGCAAACGGUCAGUUU
Molecule: messenger RNA, 3790 nt
Organism: Sinocyclocheilus grahami
Lineage: Eukaryota; Metazoa; Chordata; Actinopteri; Cypriniformes; Cyprinidae
Gene: mtr
Product: 5-methyltetrahydrofolate-homocysteine methyltransferase
Exons: 29
Coding region: 121-3327 (1068 amino acids)
Biological process (GO): homocysteine metabolic process; tetrahydrofolate metabolic process
Cellular component (GO): cytosol
Molecular function (GO): methionine synthase activity; cobalamin binding; zinc ion binding
Source: RefSeq, a predicted model, not a curated record